Caenorhabditis bovis is the source of this 423-nucleotide messenger RNA. The record is from the annotation of a GenBank genome assembly. NCBI's taxonomy places the organism in Eukaryota, Metazoa, Nematoda, Chromadorea, Rhabditida, Rhabditidae.
AUGAGCAGCCACCCACUUGCCGGAAUGCUUGGACGCCUUAAUCAUGUCGCCAUCGCCACACCAGACUUGAAGAAAUCAUCAGAAUUUUACAAAAAUCUAGGAGCCAAAGUCAGCGAGGCUGUGCCACAACCUGAACAUGGAGUUUACACGGUUUUCGUAGAGUUGCCAAACUCGAAAAUCGAAUUGUUGCACCCAUAUGGUGAUAAAUCGCCAAUUCAAGCGUUUUUGAACAAGAACAAAGAUGGUGGCAUGCACCAUAUUUGCAUUGAAGUGCGCGAUAUUCAUGAAGCGAUAAAAGCAAUCAAAGCGAAUAAAAUUAGAACAUUGGGAGAAAAGCCAAAGAUUGGAGCUCACGGAAAGGAUGUCAUUUUUCUGCAUCCGAAAGAUUGCGGCGGAGUUCUUAUCGAAAUUGAACAGGAAUAA